Messenger RNA from Nelumbo nucifera (sacred lotus), 2866 nucleotides. Its product is annotated as ATP-dependent zinc metalloprotease FTSH 10, mitochondrial-like. The record is from RefSeq and is a predicted model, not a curated record. Gene Ontology annotation, molecular function: zinc ion binding; metalloendopeptidase activity; ATP-dependent peptidase activity. Gene Ontology annotation, biological process: mitochondrial protein processing. Lineage: Eukaryota; Viridiplantae; Streptophyta; Magnoliopsida; Proteales; Nelumbonaceae. Gene Ontology annotation, cellular component: chloroplast thylakoid membrane; m-AAA complex.
GUGAUAUUUCAUCUUCCUACUUUCUUUUAUUUUUUCUCAUAGAUGAGAAGCUGUGCGCGUACCGUAGCCACGCCAUUGAUCGUAUCAGCGAGAAACUCCGAACUUCGAUCGGACCAGAAACCCUAGAAACCGAGCGCUUUCCAUUGUUGCUUGUUAUCUGUUUUGUACUCCAGGUGAAGGUUGUUUGAUCUCUAAAAAAUCCAGGGCAUCUUCGUUUCUAAACUACCCACUGAUUCAUGCUCCAGUCGAUAAAAGAAUGAUCUUUUCAAAGCUUGGACGUUCCUUGUCGCGCUCCGCAGCUUCAAGAAAUGGACUCUUGGGUGCUUAUGGCAGAAGAUCUGCGUUUCUGAACGAAUCGCUUCUUCGGUCUCCCCAUGGAGACGCCUUUCCUGGGGGCGAGCAUAGCAGAUUAGGGUCUCUGAGGUGUUACUUGAUUUCUAUAGGAACCAACAAGGAAUUUGCUUCCAAAAGAUACUCUUUGGAUUUCAAUGCCCUUCUUGCGAGUCCUAGACUCCAUCGGUUUUUCUCCAAUGAAGCUCCCAAAAAGAAAAACUACGAGAACUUCUAUCCAAAGAAUAAGAAGGAAAUUCCCAAAGGGAACAAUCAAAAAACCGAGUCAAAAGAGGAGUCAAACACCGAAAAUCAGGGGAAUUUCCAGGAAAAUUUCAUGAAGCAGUUGCAGAACUAUUUGACCCCUCUAAUGUUUAUUGCAUUGGUGCUUUCGUCAUUCUCUUUCGGUUCUCAUGACCAGAAACAGAUAAGUUUCCAAGAAUUCAAGAACAAACUUCUGGAACCUGGUCUGGUGGAUCACAUUGUAGUUUCAAAUAAAUCAGUUGCAAAGGUUUAUGUCAGGAGGUCGCCUCGCAUUACUGAUCAAACCAAUGAUGAUGUUGUCCAGGGACCCAUUGAUGAUACUCCUGCUAGAGGAAAUGGGAGCCAGUAUAAAUACUAUUUCAACAUUGGCAGUGUUGAAUCGUUUGAGGAGAAAUUGGAGGAAGCCCAGGAAGCAUUAGGAAUAGAUCCUCAUGAUUAUGUUCCUGUAACAUAUGUUUCCGAAAUGGUUUGGUAUCAAGAGUUGAUGAGGUUUUUACCAACAGCCUUGGUUCUGGGGUCUCUGUUGUACAUGGGGCGAAGAAUGCAGGGUGGAUUUGGCAUUGGUGGUAGUGGUGGAAGGGGUAGCCGUGGAAUAUUUAAUAUUGGAAAAGCCCAUGUCACAAAACUGGAUAAGAAUGCCAAAAACAAGGUUUUUUUCAAGGAUGUUGCUGGCUGUGAUGAAGCAAAGCAAGAAAUCAUGGAGUUUGUGCACUUCCUCAAUAACCCCAAGAAAUAUGAGGAGUUAGGAGCUAAGAUUCCAAAAGGUGCUCUUCUUGUGGGCCCUCCUGGUACAGGAAAGACACUUCUUGCAAAAGCAACUGCUGGUGAAUCUGGUGUGCCCUUUCUAUCAAUAUCUGGUUCCGAUUUUAUGGAGAUGUUUGUUGGGGUUGGACCAUCCAGGGUAAGGAACUUGUUUGCGGAAGCCAGGCAGUGUGCACCUAGUAUAAUUUUCAUUGAUGAAAUUGAUGCAAUUGGUAGAGCAAGGGGUCGUGGAGGCUUCACAGGAGCCAAUGAUGAACGUGAAAGUACUCUCAACCAGUUGCUUGUAGAAAUGGAUGGAUUUGGAACAACAUCUGGAGUUGUAGUACUUGCUGGAACUAACAGACCUGACAUUUUAGAUAAAGCUUUGCUGAGGCCUGGUCGGUUUGAUCGCCAAAUUACCAUUGAUAAACCUGACAUUAAAGGCCGUGAACAAAUAUUUCAGGUUUAUCUGAAAAAACUCAAGCUUGAUCAAGAACCAUCAUAUUAUUCUCAGAGACUUGCAGCUCUCACUCCUGGAUUUGCUGGAGCUGAUAUUGCAAAUGUUUGUAAUGAAGCUGCUUUAAUUGCUGCAAGAAAUGAGGUAUCACAGAUUGCUAUGGAACACUUCGAGGCAGCUAUAGAUAGGAUAAUAGGUGGUCUGGAGAAGAAAAACAAGGUAAUAAGCAAGCAGGAACGCCGGACUGUUGCUUACCAUGAAUCAGGUCAUGCUGUCGCUGGGUGGUUCCUGGAGCAUGCAGAGCCCUUGCUUAAAGUGACAAUUGUUCCUCGUGGUACUGCAGCACUUGGGUUUGCUCAGUAUGUUCCAAAUGAAAACCUUCUAAUGACCAAAGAGCAGCUAUUUGAUAUGACAUGUAUGACGCUAGGUGGCCGAGCUUCAGAGCAGGUUUUGUUGGGAAAGAUCUCAACAGGUGCCCAGAAUGACUUAGAGAAAGUAACCAAAAUGACUUAUGCCCAAGUAGCAGUCUAUGGUUUCAGUGACAAGGUAGGGCUCCUUUCUUUCCCGCAGAGGGAUGAUACGUUUGAGAUGACAAAACCUUUCAGUAGCAAGACUGGGGCAAUUAUUGACAAUGAGGUGAGAGAAUGGGUUGCCAAGGCCUAUGAACGUACAGUAAACCUGAUAGAGGAGCACAAGGAGCAAGUUGCUCAGAUUGCUGAGGUUUUGCUUGAGAAGGAGGUCCUACAUCAAGAAGACUUGGUUCGAAUAUUGGGGGAGCGCCCUUUCAAGUCAGCUGAGCCCACAAACUAUGAUAGGUUUAAAGAAGGAUUCCGAGAGGUAGAUGAGAAGAGUAGAGAGGCCACAGAUGUUGGGACUAUGGGGGAUGAUGGGUCAUCACCACUUGAACCAGAGGUUGUGCCUACAUAGUAUUAACAAAGGUCUGUGGUUGUAUAUGCAAGGGAUUGUUAUUUUAUUUUAUUUUUACCAUGAUCUCCUGGGGAGAUGAACGUAUUGUACAAAUCGUCAUAUUUGCCAAUGAUGUUAUAAUAUUUCUUGACGUUACAUUAACAGGAA